Molecule: messenger RNA, 6719 nt
Organism: Amoebophrya sp. A25
Lineage: Eukaryota; Dinophyceae; Syndiniales; Amoebophryaceae
Source: the annotation of a GenBank genome assembly
GGCGGAGGCGAAACACAAGGAGAGGGGGGCGGGAGGCGGAGGUGAAACGCUAGGCGGAGCGCAGGGGAAGGGAGGGGGGGAGCGGCGUAGGCUAGCGGAAGAGGAACGCCAAAAGAAGGAGGAUGACGCGGCGGAAGCGCGUAGGCUAAAGGAGGACGCGCGCCGGGUGGAGGGGGCCGAACGCCGGGAGAAGGAGGCGGCGGCAGAGGCCGAGCGCCAGAAGGAGGAGGCGGAACGCAAAGAGAGGGAGGUGAAGGAGGGGACGUCCGCAGGGGGGGGUGGGGAUCCGGCGGUGAAUGUGCCACCGGCGGAGGAGGAGUCUGCAGGGAAGCCGGCACCAGCGGAGGCGAGACGCCAGGGGGAGGCGAAGCGCCAGGCGGAGGCGGAGGUGAAACGCAACAAGGAGAGGGAGGCGGAAGAGGCGGAGGCGGGGCGCAAGGAUGAGGAGGCGAAGCGCCAGGCUGAGGCGGAACGGCAGGUGGAGAAUGCAGCACAGGAGGCGAGGGGGGCGGCAGAGGCAGCGCAGAAAGCGGAGGCUGAUCGCAAGGCGAUCGAACUCGAAGUGGCAGCGACGUCAGCGAAAGAGCACGGGGGGGAGAAGACGGCAGGGGAACGGAAUGGAGCGCAGCAUGAGACAAAACACGCCGAUCAACCGGAUAUUCUUCUCCCGCCGGCUCCUAAGCUUGUUAAGGCGUAUGACAGCUCAUCUGUCAGCGAAUCUCUGACAAGUAUUUUUUACUGGGAAACUAUCUAUCGAGCAUGUAGAAUCCGGGGGCCCAUUGACGAAUAUCGGACCCUUCUAAUAUUAGCUAUCGGGACCCAGCGUUGGACAAGAGUGCAGCAGAGGGCAAAGUGCGUGUUGGGUCGCAAAACCGGCGAAGCCGCCUUAUGGAAAUACUAGUGAGAGGUGGCAACUUUCAAAGAAAUUCUUGCGACAGAUUUUUUGAUACAGGUUUUUUGAAUUGGUCUAGAAUCGACGUUGGCGUCCGUGGACGAUGCUUUCCUUCGGUUCGUUUUCUGAGUAGAGCUUCGCGGCAUGAUCCCCAAGACAUUUUACAAGCCGCCGGCCCUGACGUUGGGACUUUGUAGCAAGCAGCGCCAGCGCGGGGACAAAAAUAAAAGCGAGAGCGGGAAAGGUAGCAAGUAGCCGGCUUGGCGGGGCUCUGGCAGAAAUACCGCCCUGGCGGAGCUCUUCCAGAGGGGCGCUGCUGGCUGGGCUCUUUCACAAUGCCUGUCUUGGGCGGGCUGUUUCAGAUUGUCUGCCCCUGUCGGGCUGUUUCAGGUUGACUGCCUUGGCGGGGCUGUUUCGGGGUGGCUUUCCUGGCGUGGGUGUUUCAGGGUGGUGGCUCUGGCGGGGCUGUUUCAGAUGGGCUGGCCUGGCGAGGCUGUUUCUGGGGUCUUGCUCUGGCGGGGCUGUUUCGGCUGAGCUGUUCUGGCGAGGCUGUUGCAGAAUUCUGCCUCUGGCGGGGCUGUUUCCGGAUGGCUGCUCGGGCGGGGGUGUUUCAGGUGAGCUGCUCUGGCGGGGCUUUUCUUUCAGGAGCCCGCGCUUGGCGGGGCUGUUUCAGAUAUGCUCUUCGCUUUCUGUCGGGGCUGCUUCGGCUGAGCUCCUCCGGCGGGGAGUCCUUCUUCUGGUGGGGCUGUUUGGGGAUGGCUCUUCUGGCGGGGCUGUUUCAGGUGGGCUAUUUUGGCGGGGUUGUUUCAGGUGAGCCUUUCUGGCGAAGCUGUUUCAGGGGCCUCGUGCUGGCGGGGGUGUUUCAGCAUGGCUGCUCAUCUCUGGCGGGGCUGUUUCAGAUGAGCUGUCUGGGCGGGGCUGUUUCAGAUGAGCUGCCCUUGCGGCGCUGUUUCAGAGAGACAGGCGAGCGUCUUAGGCGGGGUUGUUGCAGAGGCCUUGCGCUGGCGGGCUUGUUUUAGAGUAGCUGCCCUGGGCAGGCUGUGUCAGAGACCAUAUUCUGGGCAGGCUGUUUCGUAGCCUUGCUCUGCCCUGGGCAGGCUGUUUCAGAGCGGCUGCUUCAGAGGUUUUGUUCUGGCGGGGUUGUUUCAGAUGAGCUUCUCUGGCGGGGCUGUUUCGGAUGAGCUUCCCUGGCGGGGUUGUUUCAGAUGAUGAGUCCCUCUGGCGGGGUCGGUUUUUUUUUGUGAGCUGUUCGGGCGGGGCUGUUGCGCCCAAGUUGCUCUGACGGGGAUGGUUCGCAGACGCAGAUCUUGCUCUGGAGGGCUUGUUUUAGCAUAGCUGACUGUUCUGGGCAGGCUGUUUCAGAAUAUUUGUGCUGGGCAGGCUGUUUCAGAAUAAUUGCUCUGAGCAGGCUAUUCCAGGGCCUUUGCUCUGGGCAGGCUGUUCCAGGGCGGGUGUCUCAGAUGAGUUGCUCUGGCUGGGUGGUUUCAGAUGAGUUGCUCUGGCGGGGCUGCUUCAGAUGGGCUUUUCUGGCAGGGCUGUCUCAGCUGAGCUGCUGUGGCGGGGCUGUUUCAGGUGAUCUACUCUGGCGCUGCUGUUUUAACUGGGCUGCUCGGGCGGGGCUGUUUCAGCUGAGUUGCCCUGGCGGUUUUUUUUUAGAGUAGCUGCCCGGGGCAGGCUGUUUCAGAAUACUUGUUCUGCUUUGGCAGGCUGUUUCGCAGUCUUCUCUCGGGGCAGGCUGUUUCACAGCCUUUCUCCUGGGCAGGCUGUUUUAGGGCUGCUGCCUCGGGAGUGUUGUUCUGGCGGGCUUGUUUCAGGGCUCUUUGGAUUGUUCUCGAGAGGCUGUUUCAAAGCUCUUUGUCUGGGCAGGAUUCAGAGAGCGGAGGUCUCGAGCAUUAUUAUACAUAGAAGGCAUGUUCGUUGUGGAAGUUACAGACUCUUCAUGGGACUCAAGAAAAUGGUGAUUAAGUAGCAUUAUUUCUGAUUUCGCUAACAGUCGUGACCUUCGAGGAAGUGGUGCAGCGGAAUCUGACAUGGCGCAUGAGCUUGCGCGAGCCGACAGAGAUCUGGAUCUACAUGUGGGGCAUAUGUCGGCGCCGGCAGGUUUGGAUCGCGUGGCAGAGCUGACACAGGGAGGGGCGCCCAGGAGCUUCGCGGGGAAGGGGCCGACGGGUCUAGCAGCAGCCGGCAUCUCUGCAGGGGCGGCUCAAGAGGCGGCGGCGGCGAAGCUGUCGGAGGAGAAUGAGGAGAAAGCGCUGGCUUCCAAACUUGGGCAAAAGGUGCAAAUAAAGACGGCAGGCGAGCAGCCGACGGGGCUGCAGCCUGCUGGCGAUGCAAGAGGACAGCCUGGGGUCACUGAGAUGGUGAAAAAUGGACCGGCUGCGGCGGGGGUAGCAGAGGAGGGGCGGCCUUCUGUGGAGGAGCCACUGCGCACGGAGACGGAGAGCCCUGCGCAAGACGCGACCGAGGGCGGGAGACCCCCGGCUGCUGCGGGUAGUGCCGGAGAGGCUCUGAGCAAGGGACAAGGGGGGCCGGCGUCUGUGGCUGCAGCUGCGCCCGCAGAGGGCGGGAACGGUGCGCCAGGUGCUGCAAAGCCAGCGGCGAAGAGUGCGCAGGAGACCGAGGGGAGCGCCCGUCCGGUGGAGGACGAGCCGCCGAAGGGAGCGGCACCGGCAGGGGGGGAGGACAACAAGCCGCAGGGGGCGGACGAGGCGACAUUCUGGCCGCAGGAUUUUGUAGGGGAGGCGGCGCCGCGCGAUGGUGAGUCUGCAGGGUUGUCGGCACCGGCGGGGGAGAGUGGUGCGAAGGGGGCGGCACUUGGUGGGGAGAAGCCGUCGGACGAGGCUGCACCGGCUGACGGGAGGGGGCCUGCAGUGGAGCUGGCACCGGUGGAGGAGAAGCCGCUGAAGGAGACGGAGGCAGAGCGCAGGGUGAAGGAGGAGAAGGCGCGCCAAGUGGAGGAGGCGCCAAGGGCAGAGCAGAAAUCGGAGGAGGCAGUGCUCACGCGGGAGGAGGCGGAGCAGGUGAAACCCCUGGAGGAGACGGAGGCGGAACACCAGGGGCAGGCGGCUGAGGCGGAGACCGCGCGAAAGGAGGGGGAGGCGGCUGGGGCGGAGAUCGCGCGAGAGAAGUGGGAGGCGGCUGAGGCGGAGACCGCGCGGAAGGAGAGGGAGCGAGCGGCGAGUCGCAAGGCAGAGGAGGAGCGCAAGGAGAAGGAGGCGGCGGCAAAGGCCAAGCGCCAGAAGGAGGAGGCGGAGCGCAUCAGGGCUGAGGAGGCGGAGCGCAAGCGAAGGGAGGUGAUGAAUGAGGAGGAGGACCGCAAGGAGGCGGAGGCGAAACGCAAGGAGAGGGAGGCCGUGGAAGCGGCGAGUCGCAAGGCAGAGGAGGAGCGCAAGGAGAAGGAGGCGGCGGCAAAGGCCAAGCGCCAGAAGGAGGAGGCGGAUCGCCAAGAGAAGGAGGCGGAGCGCAUCAGGGCUGAGGAGGCGGAGCGCAAGCGAAGGGAGGUGAUGAAGGAGGAGGAGGACCGCAAGGAGGCGGAGGCGAAACGCAAGGAGAGGGAGGCGAAACGCAGGGAGGAGGAGGUGGCGGUGAGUCAGUCGAACCAGGCGGAGGUGGCACGCCAGGAGACGACGGCGGCGGGGGCACAGGCGUUACCGUUAGAGACACCGCAGCAGAAGGAACUACCCAAACAGAAUUUCCAGAAGGAGGAACUUACGAAGAUGGGACUUUUCAUCGCGGAGGACGAGAAAAGGAUUGCGCCACCUGCAUCUGACAGCGAGCGCACACAGACGACAUUGCUUGCGGGCACUGACAAGCCGGCAGGAGAGCUGUGUCUUGUUGUGCCCGAGGGAAAUUUCAUUUCGAAGACGCGGAAAAUCCACAACGCCUACUCGUGCUACAUUGACCCGGAUCCGAAAGCCCCGGAAGGGACAGUGAGGUGUAAAAGUACGCCGCCUACCGUCGUGAAAAAUGCAAUCACGCAUGGCACGUCCGGGAACUGGAGAUGGCUCGCAGAUGGACAGGCGUGCGUCCGUUCCACACAAAAUGUAAAUGAUAGCGGCAAGGUGGACAGCAUUGUAGGCGUAUGUGAACAGGAGAUGAUCCCCAAAACCGGAAGCGCAGAAAAAGUGAGAGUGAUGGCUUGUAACCCGCCGAAGCAAACGUCGACCGGGACAGAGGGGGUAAUCACAUAAAUAUUUGCUGGAUCAUCUUGAAAACAGGUUCUUUCUCACAUGACUACUGUUUUCCAUCGUUCGCGGAACCACCAUGCAUGAUAAAGAACGCUCUCUAAAGUACUUAGAUUGAUUGCGUGCGUGGUAAUCCGCACGUGAAAGCAAUGACAUGAGCCAUGAUAAAGAUAAGAAAUGGUCAAUUAUACACUGCAGGCGGCAGGAGUCUCAUCAAAUGCUCCGCAACGACCGUUUCACGAGUCUUGAAUGUGGGGGAAAAAGACUAAUGCGGCCCCAGGCUAAUGGAGUACCUACAAAAUACAAGUUUUUCAGAUCUUUAUUUGAUCGUAACCUGGAACAAGAAGUUUCGAACCCAAUUGAAUGUUACUAAGAUUUUCCUAGAUUUACUUGCGUUGGUGUAAGUAAGUACAACUACAACUCUGCUGUACUACUUGUUUUUGUUUAUGUAUUGAUUUUUAUUCUUUUUCAUCGUUACCUUAAGAACUAUUUCCACAAUAAAGAUAUAUAUGAGGUGUCCCACUUCUUUAUACCCUGCAGGUGGCAGGACCAGGAGGAGCCUCAGCAGCGGUGCACGCAGCGAUCGCAUCGACCGCAUCGGCGGCAGGGAAAGGACAAAAAGAACUCCAGAUUAAGGACCCGGAGGAUUUUUUGUGGAGUGGAAUAUAGGACCAAAAACUUAUUUCUUUCGGUGAAGGUGAUUGGAAAAAAUCUUUUAAAUCUUUUUUGUGUGGUAGUGAAAGAAUGCAAAUUGAAUGUAUGUUGAGAGUUUAGGAUUAUAUAAGUAAGUAAGUGUAAGUUGUAGGUGUUGUGAUCGUCUUGGUGUAUUAGUAGUUAGAAUCUAUCAGAAGUUCUAGCGAACUAACAACUGGUAGCAAAUUAUCGACGAGGAUGAAAGAAUAAGAAUGAGGAUACGAUCAGACCGAUUAUUAUUAGUGAAUGAAAAAAGAACAAGAAGUCUACAACCUAUUAGUAGCACGUCUACGAGAACCUAUUAGUAGUACAAGCAGCACUAGCAUAGAACGAACGACUGGAGUAAGGAAAGUUCUUGAAGAUCUGCAUUUUCAAGUAGCACAAGACAGGACUUACCAGGGGAACAAAAUACAACCGAUUAUCGCCUAACAAAAUGCGUACUACUAGUGUUUGUAGUAGUCUUUCAACAUCUUUGAUAUAGUCUAGAGUGUAUUCUUGCUAGUUGGACGCAUAUGCAUGCCUUAAUUUGAAAAAAUGGCAAAUGAAUAUCAAUACGAAUAUAGACGAUAUUAACAAAAUUGUACUAUCACCCCUCGCGGCCUACUUGGAAUAACCAUAAAUCUUAUUAAUCUUAUUUGAAAAAAUAAUAAACUGAUAGAUAUGAAAAUAAAAGAAUAAGAAAUAGAACGGACAAGUCUAACAUGUAUAGGAUGUCUAGAUGAAUGGAAAACUUAUGUCCACCAGAAAAUGAUUUGGGCUUCACGUACUGUGUACAUAUAUACAUACAUUGGCUCGAAGAGCAUGAUCUGAAGCAAAUGAAAUCAAAAAAUUGAACGUGCGAAAAUAUUGACAUUGCCGACUCGUCGAACAUCAACAAAGAUAAGAGUUGUGCAACAAGUCGCUGCAGAUUUGCGCACAUAAGUAAGUACCUACGCACCUAGAAUGUACAC